AAUGACGCACGAGGCAUAGCGGAAGUCCGAGGAGGGGCCGCACUAGCCGCAGCGCCAUGGUGGAUUACAGCGUGUGGGAUCACAUCGAGGUGUCCGACGAUGAGGACGAGACUCACCCCAAUAUCGACACGCCCAGCCUCUUCCGAUGGCGGCACCAGGCCCGGUUAGAAAGGAUGGAACAGUUCCAUAAGGAAAAAGAAGAUGUGGACAAAGGAUACAGGGAGUGCAAGAGGAAGUUCAAUGAAUGUCAGAGGAAGAUGAAAGAACUUGAAUUGGCCAGCACAGAAAGUACAAAAAGUGAGCUGCAACGGCUGCAGACAGAGGCUCAGCAACUUAAGAAAGAGGAAAAGAGCUGGGAAGAGAAAGUGGAUCAUCUCAGGAAGAAGGAAAAGACUAUGCCGUGGAAUGUGGACACUCUCAGCAAAGAUGGUUUCAGUAAGAGUGUUUUUAAUGUCAAGCCUGAGCAGCAGGAAGAGUCCGAAGAACAGAAAGAGAAGAAGCAUAAAACAUUCGUGGAGAAAUAUGAGAAGCAAAUCAAACAUUUUGGAAUGCUGCGGCGCUGGGAUGACAGCCAGAAAUAUCUAUCCGAUAACCCCCAUCUUGUGUGUGAGGAGACAGCCAAUUACUUAGUCAUCUGGUGCAUCGAUCUGGAAGUGGAAGAGAAACAUGCCCUGAUGGAGCAGGUAGCUCACCAGACUAUAGAGAUGCAGUUCAUUCUGGAGCUGGCCAAGAGCCUGAAGGUUGAUCCUAGAGCUUGCUUCAGGCAAUUCUUCACUAAAAUCAAGACUGCUGACCAACAGUACAUGGAAGGCUUUAAUGAUGAGCUAGAAUCAUUCAAGGAGAGAGUGCGAGGCCGGGCUAAGGCGCGUAUUGAAAAAGCCAUGAAAGAAUAUGAGGAAGAAGAGCGCCAGAAACGCUUGGGGCCGGGUGGCCUUGAUCCAGUGGAAGUUUACGAGACACUCCCAGUUGAACUCCAGAAAUGCUUUGAUGUGAAAGAUGUGCAGAUGCUUCAGGAUGCUAUUAAGAACAUGGAUCCUGCUGAAGCGAAAUACCACAUGCAGCGGUGCAUUGAUUCUGGCCUGUGGGUACCAAAUGCACGAGGGGCAGAAGGAGGAGAGAAUGGUGACAAACCUGAAGGCGCCUAUGAAGAAUGUCCAAAGGAGAGCUCUGAGGAAGACAAAGGAAACCCCUGAAGCUUUGGCCAGAUUAUCUGUAAAGCAGAUAGCCCCUGCCAACCUUUGUCUUCCCCUUCUUUCCUACCAACUGUUCUGCAAUAAUGUGCUUUGCACACUUAGACACUUCCAAAAUUGUAUGAGCAGCUUUUUGACUGGAGUUUUUGUUCACUAUCUCCAAACACCCCCUUCCCCCCAAACCUUUCAGCAUUGCCACUGGUUGAAAACAAGCAUUUUAGGGGAUCAGAGUGCAAUUUCACAAGAGGUUGGCAUGGCAGGUUGGCCUUCUGUCUUGUCAGGGGCAUGCCAAUUGGUGUGAUAGUUACAAAUGUGCUGUUAUAUUUUGUAUUUUUGUUUGGCAACCAGUUAUGGCUUUUGAGCAAAUAAAAUAGCUUAAAUUGGAAUGGAGUCAAUAGGUGCAAGCUGUUCUUUCACUUGAGAUUCAAAUUAUUCAUUUUGUGUCUCCUUUUGAAAUUGGCUGCCUGAAAAAGGGCAGGGUGCAUAGUCCAGUAGUAGAGAACAUGAGGUGCUGGUGUAAAGUCUCAGUUGUUUCCCUUAAUGUCUCAGGUUAAGCUGUCUUACCUAGGAGAGAUUUAAAAAGACCUUCCUAAAACAAUGAAAGCAAUUGAGUUCUGCCUGCUCUUCCUCCGAUUUAGCAUUAAUAUUUAUUAAGAAAACAAAUUCCUGUUCCAUGUUAUACACUGGAAUAAAUUGUGGUUUUGUAAUGUGUCCUGGGAAGACUAUAGCUCAGUAGUAACUGUAGUAAGUAUCCAAGGUUCAGCCCCUGAUAUCUUCAGAUAGAACUGGAAAAAUAUGUGGCUGAAAAGUUAGAGAACUAUUUGCCAUACUGGGCUAGAUGGAAAAGUGGGUAGGGCUCUAUAAGUCAGUUUGCUGUUUCUCUGUGACCGGCACAAAUACGUCUUUUAGUAACAAAAACGGUCUGUAGUAUUUUAAUGCACCCUGUGGUCUGUUUCUAUUACAGAUGCUUGUAAGUAAGAGGAUUGACCAGUUAUAAUAGGCGCAAUCAAUUAAAUAGUUCUUUUUUUGGAAACCAAAGCAGAUUGCAAACUGUCUUGAAUAUUCUGGGGGAAGGCGAGGAAAAUUAAUUUAAACAAAUUUGUCCUUGUUAGACUUGUUAGGUCAUUUAGUGUAAUGAUAGUUAUGCUUCUCAAGCAUUUCUGUGUCUCGUCUUCCAUUAUGUGUGACCUAUUGUUGUUUCAGCGUGAGGUAUUGGAGAAACAAACUGGUUUCAGUUAGAAAAAAAUAGCUGUGGCAUCUGGCUGCUUUCAAGUACACCAUGGUAACAUUCUGUGGACUCUUGGGACACACCGUUUAAUGAGAAUCCUUUAAAAUUCUCAGUCAGAGAGCUCUCAUGCUUUACAGCACUACAAACCCCAUGAUUCAAUUAAAGUGGAAAUAUAGCGUUGUGAUUGUGUAGUUACAGAGCAACUGUUGUGAAGUGAUUCAAUAUUUGGACUGGACUGGGAGACCAGAGAUUGAAUUCCCCACCCAGUCAUGGAAAUCCACUGGAUGACAGUAGAAAAGUUAUACUUUCGCAGCCUUAGAAGAAAGCAAUGGCAUCCCCCCAAAAAAAACACACACACACAAAUCUUGCUAAGAAUACCCCCACAAUAGGACUUCUAUGAGUCAGAAUCAACUUGAAGACACACAGUUGCAAUAAGUUCUAAGUGUAGGAAUGGACCCCAUGUGUGGGCAGUGUGUAGUCCUACAGAACUUGGACUUUUGAUAGCUAUAGCCACCAAUAAAAUGGUGAAGGACCAUGGGAAUUGCAAUCAGCAGAGGUGCGCACAUUGGCCUUCUCUAUUCUGUUGGUCUUUCCAUAUAUUUUGUGUUUUUCCUUGGUUAAAGAACUAAGUCUCAAGAACGCAUCUCCUUUGUUAACAGAUGUAGACUCGUAUUUGUCUUCCAGGUGUUUUGUCCUAGCAGUGAUGGCUUAUGCAAGCUCCAAUACAAAUAGAUGGAAAAACAAAGGGUUCUUGUGCUGGUGAAGGCAAUUAGUGUUAGUCUGUGUCCUUAUAUAUUUCUGAAUGCAAGUAAUACAUUAUUGCACACAAUUAUGUUUGAUUUCCGUUAGAAUUCCUGCCCUUUUCUAUCUGUUGUCUUCCACCUCUCCCUGGACUUCAAGUGUUGCUAUUAGGAAAGUUACGUGAGCAUGUAUUUAUUCUCUGAAAUGGUCCCUGUGCAAGUCUACAAGCUUUAACCGAUGGACUAACUCUGUCAUACUUCCUUUUACUUAAGAGGUUAUACUAGAUAUCAGAACUCGCCCACACUUCUCCGUCAUCCAGUCAAUGCAUUCUAAUUUGUUUGCUUGGUUCCAGAAUUUCACAGACAUUUGUUUCUAUAUCCAAUACCUACUUUGGGAACAGCGCUUUUUUUCUCAUUUUGGUCAUGUUACAUAGCUUACUAGCACAGGGGUGAGUGAAGAGCAUGUACUAAGGCUACAGUUGCAGUCCUCAACUUUCCUUUCCUUUGUUAACCCUUCCUAUUUUACAAAAUCAGAAUUGGAUUUCUGGUCACUUCCAGAUUGUUCUAAUUUUUAGCAGUAUGUUUAGAUCCUGGAGUAGAGAACCGCCCUCCAGACCCACUCUGUUUGCAAGAUUAUUUAGUUGGGAAGACAACUCUUUUUGAAACUUUUGUGCCAUCUUUUGGCUUGCAGUACUUUCUGCUAAGUGCUGCUUAUGUUCCCACACAAGUGCCCUCAUUUGCCCUGUUGAUCCACACCCACCUAAACACAUUGUGUGGUGUAAAAGCUGCAGAAGCCAGCUUACAAAUGAGCGGAGAAAACCGUUAUAUGUAAUUAAUACAAAAGUGCUUUGGAACAAUCUGAAAGUCAUCUUAAGGGGUGGGAAGGAUAAGGGACAGAGAUCAUUCUUGGAGAAGGUUAUUUGAAAAUGUUCUCUGAGAUCUUUCUCUAAUAAUAUUCUUUCACUACGCUUGAUCUAGAAAGAAAUUUCAGAUAGGAGGUAGCAUUGGUAACUAAUGAAAUAGGCCUUUCCUUAAAUCUGGCCAACUAUAUCUGAGCUAGUCUAUUGGAGCAAGUAAGCAAAAUUUCUGACAUGUCCUUUCCCCUAGAGCAGUGGUUCUCAGUCUGUGGGUCCCCAGGUGUUUUGACCUACAACUCCCAGAAAUCCCAGCCAGUUUAGCAGUUGUUCAGAUUUCUGAGAGUUGAAGGCCAAAACAUCUGGGGACCUACAGGUUGAGAAUCACUGCCCUGGAGAAUAAGGCUGGGUAGUGGCUUCAGCAUUGCACUAUGACUGUGGAGACCAAGGUUCAGUUCCAUGCAUAGCCUUGGAAGGUAACCGGAUGAUUCAUAUGAUUGCAGCCACAGAAAAUCCUAUAUUAGUGUUGCCAUAAAUUGGAAACAACUUGAAGGUGCAGAACAGCAACAAUAAUUGCCCCUACGGUCAUUACUUCCCAGCCUUAUCUGAUCUGCAAUUAUAGGAAUAAGAUCCUCCUUUGCAGGAUUAUUAAUGAAGUGCUCUGAACACUGUAAAUGGUAAUAGCCAUGUACCAAUAAUGAAGUACUCUGCACACAUGUAAAUGGUAAUAGCCAUGUACCAAUAAGCAUCAUGCAUAUAUUUUGGAAAAAGGACUGUCUAUGCAGCUAAAUAAUCCAGGGGUGUAUGGACCUGGAAGGGGGGGAGUGCAGUUUUCUGUUGCAUGUUUUUGGUGGUAUGUAAAUCCUGACCACCAAAAAAUACACACCACUGGCAACCGCUUCACUGUUACCCAGAAUAAAGUCAUAUUGGUUUCCAGAAA
This is a messenger RNA of Anolis sagrei ordinatus, 4952 nucleotides long. It is a transcript of the gene CDC37, whose product is annotated as cell division cycle 37, HSP90 cochaperone. Gene Ontology annotation, biological process: protein stabilization; protein folding. Gene Ontology annotation, molecular function: protein kinase binding; heat shock protein binding; protein-folding chaperone binding. NCBI's taxonomy places the organism in Eukaryota, Metazoa, Chordata, Lepidosauria, Squamata, Anolidae. Gene Ontology annotation, cellular component: cytoplasm. The record is from RefSeq and is a predicted model, not a curated record.